Molecule: messenger RNA, 1532 nt
Organism: Lobosporangium transversale
Lineage: Eukaryota; Fungi; Mortierellomycota; Mortierellomycetes; Mortierellales; Mortierellaceae
Exons: 1
Coding region: 336-1376 (346 amino acids)
Molecular function (GO): protein binding
Source: RefSeq, a predicted model, not a curated record
UUUUUUUUUUUUUUUUUUCUCAGGAGCACUCUCACACGCACUGUCCUGCAACAAUUACAAACAAAAAGCACACACACUCACACUCACACUCACACUCACACUCACACUCACACUCACACUCACACUCACACUCACACUCACACUCACACUCACACUCACACUCACACACACAUAAUCUCUCUCUAACCCUUACCCUGACCGUUCACACAACAUAGACUUGCUCUUCCAUCACUAUAAUAGAUUUGUCUCUCUUUCUCUCCCUCUCCUCUCUCUAUCUCUCUGUCUGUUUGUCUGUCUGUCUACGACGACAUUUCAGCACUUUCUUAUUCAGGGCCAUGGUCAUCCACGGCAUAUCUCUCCUGAGCCUCGCUCGCCUCCUGUUGCUGCUCAUCUUUAGCCAUGAAAUAGCUGCUCAGAACGCCUCGAACUAUAAACCCAUAUCCUACGCAGCUUCUGCUAUCCUAUCUGAUGGAUCUCUUUACCUCUAUGGGGGCGUCAUCAAAUUCGCUGUGACCAACGCUGGCACCUCCCAAUUCCUACGCAUCGAUCUUACCCAGAACUUCGACACCACAUCCCCGCCAUGGGUCACCCUUCCUGGGUAUCUCACUUACACAAUGGUUGAGGCAACACCUAGUAUGAAUGGAGAACAACUUAUUCUAGGCGGAAACAGAGACAUUGAUGGCCCACUCUCAUAUAUCUAUGAUGUCGCCCAUGCUAAAUGGACCAUCACCCCUACACUUCCAGGCAUGAGCACCAUGACUGGUUACAAACGCAGCAACGUCGGCAUGGCACUCGAUCGCCACACAGGCUUGGUCUAUAUUUAUGGCGGUUUCAACCGCGAUGUCUUCUUACGUGAACUCAGUGUUUUGGAUACAAAUAAUAAAGGUCCCAGUGAGAUGAAAUGGACCCUAUCUUUUAAUCAGGCAACGAUCCCAACACUUUACGAACCCUAUGUGCUCUAUCUUCCGACACAACGCAAGAUACUUGUGAUGGCAGGCUGCGUAAGAAUGGACACUCAGGGCUACGCCUCCGCCUGCACACCACUCAAUGUUGGAUAUCUAGUCUCGGGAGGAGCCAGUCGUGAAACUCUAUCAUUGCAAACCCAACAGCUUUCCACCGGACCUGCGGCUCGUUACCAAGGAUGCAGAGUUGUACUAGCGAACGGAGACGUUUUCAUUCAGGGCGGUAGAGACCCUACUACCUUCUAUGGCGAUGCAUGGCUCCUCAACGUAGGUAAUUGGUCUUGGACAUCUAUUACCAUUAAUGGACCCCCUGCAGCCAUGACGCGAGCGGGACAUACUUGUCAGUUAGGACCUAAUGGACAGGUUAUCAUUAUCGGAGGUAAGACUUUCGGGAUUCACAAGAUGUUAUACUAAGAGUGCAAUUCAUAGAACGUGUGUGCAUGGGAUUUGCUGAUCGCAAAUACUAAACUGGCAGUUGAACAGAUGUGCUGAAAAUGACUUUGGGGAAGAGAGGGGAGGGGGGAUGCAUAAAAUGUAUUUAUUGUAAUAACAACGAAGACAGAAGACGGG